Opisthorchis viverrini is the source of this 1275-nucleotide messenger RNA. RefSeq lists its product as hypothetical. The transcript is spliced from 6 exons. NCBI's taxonomy places the organism in Eukaryota, Metazoa, Platyhelminthes, Trematoda, Opisthorchiida, Opisthorchiidae. The record is from RefSeq and is a predicted model, not a curated record. The annotation marks the transcript as partial.
AUGAGCCAGCUUCAGAAGUUCAUGAAUGCUUAUCCACAUCUAAUGCUAGACCCGGAAUACGCGGAGAAAAUCAUUACUGGCUACAACCCUUUGGUUAUUCAAGAAAUGGUUUGUGAAGAGUUUGAGAGCAUCCGCCCAUCGAAGUCCGUGGCGAAUAGCUUCUUCAUUGUAAAUGACGUGGGCACGUUUACUCCACGACAUCUGCAUGAUCGCCUACAUCGGCUACUAUUUCAAAUAACGGCUGCUCUUGGAAUUCCAUCCAUUACAUGGCUUCCGAAUCGGGUGGGGCAGUUUGAACUCGACGAAUCACAGCUGGCAGUUCGGCUAGAACCUCUCACCUGGCACGUUUCGCACGCAUUAGUCGAUUUCAUUCAUGCGUUCAACUGGAAUAUUGUUAUAAUUGUCACAAACAAACUGGUGUCUGGAUCUGCCACUCUACUGGAGGAAAUGCGAAAUCGUCAGAGUGAGCGCAGUGCACCGGAUCACCCGAAAUAUUUCGACUACGACCUGAAUGCACUGCUCUACAUAGCAGACUGCGUGACGAACAGUACAAGUCAUUAUCGUCAUCUGAAUGAAUUGUUUGGUGAACGCUACAUUUGGAUCUUCACUCCAUCCACAAUGAGCUCUCUGACAGUAGCAGAUAGUCAAGGCAAACACUCAAUGGACAACAAAGUGUUGAAGGAAUCCACUCUCUUCCGACGUAUUCCAGGAAUGUUUGGACUCAUUUGCUUGAAUGACAUUGAACGGAGGCGCUCCAGCGCCGAAUUGGCCAGGGAGAUUUGGCAAAAUUCACUGAUUGAGCUGACCUCACAAUUAACUAAACUCUAUCCUCCGGAAGCAACAGGUCAACUGGAUUCCUCAGAGCCACGUCGGAUGGCUUAUUUUCGCCAAAUUUUGGAUAAACUGAAACCAGAGAAAUUGUGUGGUGAUUCGGACCAUUUAACCUGGCAGUGGGGUCGUCGAAUGUUUGAUAUUAUGCGCUCGUUGACCUUCACAUAUCAACAAGAACCCGUCAGCUUCCUUCCUAACGGAGGCUUGAACGUCUCCACAAUGUACGUGUACAAUUCAAGAACUUCUACCGGACAAAUGGACUGGCACAAGGUCGGCACAUGGUCCAUGAGUAAUAAGUGGGGUAAACAAAUAUCUCGGCUACUGAUUGAUGGCGUCACCUGGCCUGGAGGGUCCAAUUCACCACCAAAGGGACGGCCAAGUAAAUUCAAAGUUCGUGUCGUGACGAUCAAAGAAAAGCCUUUUGUUAUUUAUCAAGCAGUGCAG